AUCGCAAAAACCACCCAAGGCCAAGUCGCAUCGCAGCAGCCAGGCAGAUCGAUCAACACCUUAAAAUCGAGCGAGCUAAGAUGUGCCCAAUCAAGAGGGAGACGACGAGCGCCGAGUCCGGCUCGCCGUGCAGUAGCUCCACCUCCACCUCGUCGUCGUCGGAACACCACCAGACCGCGUGGGCGUCGCCGCCGAAGAAGCGGCCGGCGGGGCGCACCAAGUUCCGGGAGACGCGGCACCCGGUGUUCCGCGGCGUGCGGCGCCGGGGCCGCGCCGGGCGGUGGGUCUGCGAGGUGCGCGUGCCCGGGAGGCGCGGCUGCAGGCUCUGGCUCGGCACCUUCGACACCGCCGAGGCCGCGGCCCGCGCGCACGACGCCGCGAUGCUCGCCGUCGCCGCCGGCGCCGCGCGCCUCAACUUCGCGGACUCGGCGUGGCUGCUCGCCGUGCCGACGGCCUCGUACGCCAGCCUCGCCGACGUCCGCCGCGCCGUGGCGGAGGCCGUGGAGAGCUUCCUGCGCCGCCGCGAGGAGGAGGAGGGGGACGCGCUCUCGGCCGCGUCCUCGACGUCGCCCAACGACAAGGACGGCGACGAGUCCUCCUCGGCCACCACCACCGACGACGACUCGCCGUUCGAGCUGGACAUGUUCGGUGGCAUGAGCUGGGACCUGUACUACGCGAACUUGGCGCAGGCGAUGCUCGUGGAGCCACCGCCCAUUGUCCCCGCGUUAUGCGACGACGGCGUGGCUUCCGAAUUGCCGCUCUGGAGCUACUAGGCUAGGACUAGUGGUCGCUGUACUUUCGGUUUUUACCUUUUCUCGUUCUCGUCGUGUCCUGUGCCACAAUUUGGUAACUGCACAAAGGUUACUGCUGCUUCUAUUAACGAAACAGAGCAGAUUGGGAAAAAAACAGAGCAUGGCCGUUGACUUUGUAAUGGUAGCAAAAAGUCUUGAGCUUAUUAUUAUUAUAGUGUUGACUCUCAA
Zea mays is the source of this 980-nucleotide messenger RNA. RefSeq lists its product as uncharacterized. The transcript has a single exon. Lineage: Eukaryota; Viridiplantae; Streptophyta; Magnoliopsida; Poales; Poaceae. Gene Ontology annotation, molecular function: DNA-binding transcription factor activity; DNA binding. Gene Ontology annotation, biological process: regulation of DNA-templated transcription. Bases 81 to 773 code for a protein of 230 amino acids. The record is from RefSeq and is marked provisional.